GUCGGACUUUGAGGGAUUGUAGCCCUCGUGACAGCAUCCUUAGAGCACCCAAGGUUGGCUCCGCAGACCACCGAACCCAUUCGCUUCGCUUCUGUCUGUGAGCCUGGCAAAUCGAAGGUGUCUGCGGCCUUGAGAGCGUCAUUGUCGACCAGUUCUACGCUCUAUCAGUCAGCAGAGCCACCAUGGCUCGUGGGAAGGGCGGGUCAGCGUCGGGAUGGGAGGAUCCAGCGCACCAGAUCGGAUGGAUAGCAGCCACCAAGCCGCAACGGAACUGCAGAAAGCCACCCGCACAGCAGCAGCACAACGACCGAGUGCAGGUUGACGAGAGGCUACAGCGGCGCGGGCGGGGCUUGGCUCGAGGGGGACGACAGGAGCGUCGCAGCCCGUCACGCAGGCGACCCCGCUCCCCUCCCAAAGGCGACGCACCUCCUCGGCAGAAGAACAAGGCACCACCAAGGGAGCCCAGACGAGAUGCACCAGCAGCUGCCGCUCCGGCCCCGGCAGUACCAGUGGCAGCAGCGCAGGGGCAGGCUGCUCAAGGGACGGCAGGCAGCCCGUCAGCCGAGGCCGUAUCGUGUCAGCAGGAUGAGAUGAAGGGAUUCAUGAAGGCCUUCGACGAGUCGGGUGUCGUGGUCCCGCCGCUGGCCGAGGCGGGCGACGGGCAUGGUGAGGUCAAGGCCCAUGUGGUCGUGGUUGGGGCGGGGGUGGCGGGGCUCGCAGCUGCGGCCACGCUCAAGAAGCGAGGCUACAACGUGACCAUCCUGGAGGCGCGUGACAGGUGGGUCAGAAACAGAGAGAGGGGAGGGGAGGCAGAUGCGUGCACAGACGUGUUUUGUCAAAUGGGCGCUGUUGUGUGUGAUGUGGAUGGAUGGGUCAGGGUUGGCGGCAGGAUACAGACGCAGAGAUUCUCGAGGAAACGGGGCCUGCCAGAGACCAACGUGAGACCUGCACACACACACCUAUAGAUUGGCACGUGCUGCACCGACAUGAUGCGUGUGUGUGUGUGCCGUCCAUGCAGUACGACGUCGCCGCCAAUUGGAUGCACAUAGCCCCGGGCGACCCGCACUACCCCUGGGAUAUCGCCGCUGCGCUGGGCGUGGAGACAUCCGCUGUGCCAGGUACCCGCCGCACCGUACACACACACACACACACACACACACACGUGCCUACAGAAGAGGCCAUGGAUGGAUGGAUGGAUGGUUGCAGGAGGGAAGUGGGAGCCGACCCAGUGGACCGUCUUCCACGACGAUCUGACAGGCCAGAAGGUCGACCAGGUCCUCGUCGUUCGGUAGGCUGCCACAGACAUACAUCACUCUCACUCAAUUCCAUCUGAUCUCAUCUCCCGCUGUUUCUUCCUUUUUUGUUUUUUUUCUUUCAGAGGGCACCAGCUGUACGAGCGGACCACUGCCAUAAUGCUGGCAAUGAAGAAGGAGAAGGACCAUCCAGCGGCAGCGCCCCCAACGAUCAGUGGCCUGCCCCUCCCCGACUUCCCGCCCUCCGCCGACAGUUCCUUCGGCAGCUGGUUUGCCAUCGCCCUCGACCGUGCAGCAGAGGAGGAGCGCCAGGCGUGCCAGGACCCCCCUCAAAAGAAGCAGAAGCGUCGUAAGGGGGCGACACAGGCGGCACAGGCGGCAUCCGAGGCCGCUGACCAGGCCGAGAAGGUCGAUAAGGAGGUCGGCCUGCUGCGCCGAAUGGCAGCCAAGAUCGCACAGCGGGGGUUCGGCUACAACUGCCAGCUGGCCGACCUCGCUCUCGUGCCCUCUCUCGAGGCGCUCGCCAGCCAGCAGCAGCCCGCCCACAAGAAACCCACGCGGCCGACUGAUCGACAGCUGAAGGACCGGGCGGCGGGCGAGACCGACUACAUGCGCCGCUACAAGGCCGGCAAGGGUUACCAGCCCGUCGCCACGCCUCAGCUGUCGAUCUACGACCCGCCAGGGGUGCCGGCACCAGCGCCCAACGCGUACACCACCCUCGACCUCUUCAAAGUGUCGCCUGAGGAGGCGCAAGAGCUGAAGCGCAAGAGGGACGAUGGCGGAGAGGGGCGGGGAGGGGCAGAUGGGGGAGAGGAGGACGAGGGCGAGGAGGGCGCGCGGCAACCCCAGAGGAAGAAGCGGAAGGAGGGGGGCCACGGCAAGGGCAAGGACAGGAGGAAGAGGGCGCCAAAGAGGGCUGCCAGGGGAGCAUACGACCCCUUUAAGCGGGCCAACAUCGACCACCAGGUCAGGCACCUGAUCCACAGCCAGUCACAAUCCCUGACACACUUCCGUGCUCGCUCAUUUGUGUGUCUGUCCGUCCGUUUGUCCGUCUGUUUGUGUGGGGUGUGUUGCAGCUGACAGAGGGCGACAGGCUCUGCACAAAAGGCUACAGCUGGCUGCCCCAGUUCCUCGUCGAUUCGGCCGCCCUCCAGGACAACAUCAUCCACAAGGCCAUUGUCAACGAGGUUCGAGUAGUUGACCACGAGGACGGCAGCAGCCACGUGGAGGUGACCACAGCCGACGGGGACGUGUACAGCGCCCUGAAGGCCAUCGUCACCGUGCCGGUUGGCGUGCUCAAGGCCACCAACGACACGGACUCCCGCAUCGCCUUCGAACCGCCCCUGAGCGCCGCCAAGCAGCAGGCGUGCGAGCGGCUGGGUGGGGGCGGACACAACAAGGUGGUGCUGCGGUUUGACGAGUGCUUCUGGGACGAAGCCGAGCAGUUCAUCAACUGCACCGACCCAUCUGUGCAGUUCAUGAACCUGCACGCCUUCGACCCGGCUAAUGCCACCAACACACUGGUACGGAUGCUGGGUGGGGUGGGUGGGCACACACCACACACGCAUCCACCUCUCUAUUGUAUCUGUGUCCGUCUGAUCGUUCAGGUGGCCCACCUCUUCGGGCAGCAUGAUCUGCAGAAGGAAGAGACGGUGGACAGGGUGGUCACCCUGCUGGCCGGCAUGUAUGGCCUCCACGUCGACGACCUCCGCGAUGGGCUGGUGGACGCCGAGGUGACGAACUGGGACACUGACCCGUUCGCACUUGGCUCGUACAGCUGUCAUCGGCCCGGAGGCAGCGCGGACGACAUCGAAGAGCUGGCGACCGCCCAUCCGGAACCCGAGAGCCAGGAGGGGGUUGACACCAGGCCAGCUGUCUUCUUCGCCGGAGAGGCCACCAGGUGGCUGGGGGGAGGGCGGUGGGUGGACCGGCAGAUGCAUUUUGUUUGUCCCUGCUCUUAUGCCGGUGUGUGUGUGUGUGUGUCGUUGAUUCGUUCAGCGCUGCGGGCAACCAGUGCGUCCACGGUGCCAUGCACAGUGGAGUGCGUGCGACGACCGAGGCCCUCGCCGCCAUCCACGGCAUCUCACACCCACUGUGGGCGGCAUCGGAGGCCCUGUAGUGUGCCUGCGCUGGCACACACACCCCCAGCCAUGAUAGGGUCUGGCCGCCUGUCUGCCUAGCCUAGCAGCCUGUCCCUCGUCGACGAUUGCUGUGUUUGUUCCUUCUCUGCUUGUCUUUGCUUCAAUUGGACCUCACUAUUGCUCCUGAGCUUCCUUUGCUAUGGCCUGCCUUUCGUGUUGCUGAGGUCCUGGGCCGUUUGGCUGCUGCUGUUAUGACUAGGUUGUCGUAUCCACACCCCACACUCACUGCGCUGACUAAGAGAGAGGGAGAGGGAGAAGGAGAGGGAGAGAGAGAUUGCUGUGGUGAGGUCGUAUUUGUUGUAUUUGCUUGCUCUUAGCUGACUGAUGACUGACAGACAGGUGUGGCACGUGUGCGUGGACGUCCGUGUGUGUGAGUGUUCUUGCCCGCCUGCCUGGUCUGGAUGGAGCGAGCUGCCUAUUUGCUAUCUGUCUGUUGCCGUCUUGACCUUUGCUCUUUGCUGAACUACUUACUACUGGAUUUGGGACGGAC
Messenger RNA from Vitrella brassicaformis, 3884 nucleotides. The record is from the annotation of a GenBank genome assembly. NCBI's taxonomy places the organism in Eukaryota, Vitrellaceae.